CGCUAACGUAGCAUUUGAAUUCUACCGUGCGCCAUUUCUUUUCUACCAUGAUAUUAGAGAUUCUCUCCUUCGCAACGCUGCUGGCUCUCCCAGCCAUAUUGCUGGCCAUAGUGGUCUACGCUGCCCUUACUGUCAAGCGUGCAUUCUUCUCGCCCCUCUCCACAAUUCCUGGACCGUUCCUGAACAAGCUCUCCAACCUUCCUCUCAGGUACCACACCAUGACUGGAAGCUACCACUCAUACACUACCCAGCUCCAUGCCAAGUAUGGCGAGGUUGUUCGCGUUGGCACAGACUUCGUCUCUCUAUCCAGCACGUCGGACACACGUCUCGUUCUAGCGACCCAUGCAUUCAGAAAGGGCCCGUCAUAUACCAUUGGUAUGAUGCUGGCAGAAAAUUCAUUUUCGACAACCAAUCCCGAGCUCAACAAGGUUCGGCGCCGGCAGAUUGGCGAUGCUUUUGCUGUGCACACGAUGCGGGCAGUUGAGGACUUGGUUGUUGAUGCUGGUGCCAACUCGCUGAUCAAGGUGUGGGAUGCGGCUCUUGCAGAGCAAGGCGACAAGGCCCGCAUCAACUACUUCUACUCGUUCCAUCGCGCUGGAUUCGAUGUUAUUGGCGCUCUAGGAUUCGGCCAGAGUUUCAAUAUCCUGCAGACCGGCAACACUGAGGUCAUUGACAACAUGCAGAACGCCAUUCACCUGAAGGUGCUGACUAGCAUGAUUCCGUUUUCCCGGUUUGUGCCAGCGCUAUUCAAGGAGGAGAAGCAGUCGCAAAACGCGACGGUCCAGCUGAUCCGAGACACCAUCGACAUGCGCAAGAAGCUGAUCAGCGAGACUGGUAAGCCGCCGCAAAUCGAUGUGUUGCAAAAGUUCAUCGACGCCAAGGACCCAGUGACGGGUGAGAUGCUUGCUGAUAAGAGCCUGAUGUCGGAGAUCUUCUUGAUGCUCGUUGCUGGUACUGACACCACAAGCAACACGCUCUCGUGGGUCAUGAUGCAGCUUAUGCACCACCCGUAUGUGUACCAGCGUGUCACUGAGGAGGUGCGCACAACAUUCCCUGAUACCUCGCAGACCAUUUCGUUCAGUGAGGCGAAAUCCAAGCUCCCGUAUCUCUCAGCUGUCAUCCAUGAGACCAUGCGUAUCAAUCCCUCGGUUGCCGGGUUUCUUCCGCGCUGCGCCCCGGCGGAGGGAGCGACAAUUCAGGGACAUUAUAUCCCAGCCGACGCACAGAUUUGUGUUUCCACCGCAGCAUGCCAACGUAAUCCGCGCACUUGGAAGAACCCGGAGACGUUUGACCCUGAACGCUUCCUCGGCCAAGACUCCGCGGAGCGACUUAAGGACUUGCUGACAUUCAGCUCAGGCGUUCGGGUCUGUAUCGGCCGUAACCUUGCCUGGCUCGAACUCUACACGGUUCUUGCCAAUGUAUUGCGCAGGUAUGAUUUUGAGCUGCCCGAGGAUGCACCAUAUGGUGCUCACAAGCUAAGCAAUCUGGGCAUUCCGGUUGAGAUUCCAAGCGAGUCGUUUAUUGUCACAUCUCCUGUGAACCCGAAGGUCAACUGCUGGGUUAAUGUUUCUCUUGCCAAGGUUUAGUGUGUUAGCAUCAGUAAAUAUGCCGUUGCGGUGCUGGACGCAUUGGCAAUACAUUUGUCAGCGAGGUUGUCAACGCUCACUGUUUAGAAAAACAGGGGCCACCUGUCAUGUAUGAGCAAAUUUC
Linderina pennispora is the source of this 1710-nucleotide messenger RNA. Its product is annotated as cytochrome P450. NCBI's taxonomy places the organism in Eukaryota, Fungi, Kickxellomycota, Kickxellomycetes, Kickxellales, Kickxellaceae. Bases 48 to 1586 code for a protein of 512 amino acids. Gene Ontology annotation, molecular function: monooxygenase activity; heme binding; oxidoreductase activity, acting on paired donors, with incorporation or reduction of molecular oxygen. The record is from RefSeq and is a predicted model, not a curated record. The transcript has a single exon.